AGAAAUUGAUUUAAUUUAAAUAUUAAUAUUUAAUGUCAGAAUAAUGUAAUUAAUAUCCCAUUGAUUUCCACACCAAAGAUCUUGGUUUUAAAUACCAGGUUGGGAGUGGUGUUCCAGUCAGUUCUGAGGUGAUAAUUCAGCUCACAAGGUACGUGGGAAGCAGCUUUGCUGCAUUUGCAGAGGUGGGAGGUUUCUAGUGAGACAUUAAAGUGUGGUCCCUCCUGCCCAGCUCUGCCAUGGGCUGAGGAAGAUGGGGACUGACUUCUCCUGGAGGAAAGAGUGGGAAGUCUCUCCCAGUAAAUCCCAGUGAGUUUCCCAGGGUGCAGCUGCAGUGCCAAUGGCUGUUCCACAGGCAGAGUUUUCCCACUCCAAAACUGGUCUGGGGGCUGUUUGUUUUGAUAAAUGACCCCUUCACGAAGGGGAAAAGGUCCUGUGGUAGUGUUGCUUUCCAUAAACACAGAAAGCAACAACUGGGAAAGAGGAAUUCCCACUCAUUUUAGUUUGUGUUGACUCGACUUUGUUGGCAGCGCUGCUUUCCCCAGGGCCUGUUUUUUCUCCCAGCUCCUGAGGUUUUCUCAAGAGCUGAUGGCUUAUUUCCCUUCUGGCAGCUUUCCUGUCAGAGUGGGCUGGGAGCAGGGCUCAGGAGGAUCUCUCAGGACACUGAUUUAGAGGUAAAUAGCAGCAGAAAAACAGGGGGCCCUUUUCCUGGGCUCUUUCACUUUGUUCUGACCUUUACCUUUGGCUUCUUAGCCUGAGAACCAAAAGCUGUUUUCAUCUACAUCCUUUCCCAUCUCUGUUUCAGCAGCAUCAGCUGCACUUUUCUGUCUCUCUGCUCAACUUCUCCCUGCUUGUGUAGUCAAUGAAAGAGAUGGAGAUUGUGAACUUCUUGUUUUUCUUGGUGUUUCAUCACAAUUCCAUCUUCUCCCUGAUAUGGAUUUAAUCAAAAUCCCAACCCUAGCAAGUUGUUUGAAAACUAAAAAGAACCCUGGAUCACCUAGAUAAUGAAAAAUACUCUGAAAUACCCAUUCCCACUCUCAUGUGACAUGCAGCUUCCAAAUCUUGUAGUCCUUGGCACAGUUGUCUCUGAGGAAUUAUUGCACUGAACUGCCUGUUGUCAGUGGAGACUGUGCAGUGUAAUUUAAAUAGAUGUUUCCUUUUAUUCUGUUGCAUUUUUCUAUCUGUGAAUUGUUCUUAUCUGCACACACUUGUGUUUAUUUAGAAAUGAUCUGUUGAGGAGCCUGAAUUACUCUGCCUAGAAAGAGCCAAGUCCUCCUAAGCCUGGUUUAAUGAAGAAACUAGAAGAGGAGAUAAAUUUCAAUUCCUACCUGGUAACUGAAAAAAUACCCAGAGAGAUGGAAAGUAAAAAGACUUCAGUGUAUUUCUUACAAAAGGUGGUUGCAGAGCCAGCCAUGACUCAAGCUGAUCUCACUGCACUGGAAAGUGAGAUAAAUGAAGUCAAUACACAAAUUAAUCAGCUUGUUGAGAAAAGGAUGAUCAAGUAUGAGCCAGCUGAUAGUAAAUUCUCCAUGUAUCGCCAGCAGGCUUCUAUAAUUUCCCGGAAAAAAGAAGCAAAGGCAGAAGAGCUUCAGGCUGCCAAGGAGGAGAUGUCCAGCCUGGAGAGGCAGGUGGAGCAGAGGAGCAGCCAGGCCCACGAGCUGGAAGGCUCUGAAGUCCUAACUGAGGAUGAGUUCAAGCAGUAUGUGAGCAAGCUCCGGAGCAAGAACACCUUUUACAAAAAGAAGCGCCUGGAAAUCGCAGAAAUCACGGCCGAGUACGGGAUCCUGCAGAGGACUGAGGAGCUCCUGAGGCAGCGCCACGAGGCCAUUCAGCAGCAGUUGCAAGCAAUUGAGGAGAAGAAAGGAAUCUCUGGAUACAGCUACACCCAGGAGGAGCUGGAAAGAGUCUCUGCAGUGAAGAGUGAAAUGGAUGAAGUGAAAGGGCAGACAUUAGACAACAUGUCUGAAAUGGUGAAAAAACUGAAUGCCAUGGUGGCAGAGAAGAAGGCAAGCCUUGCUCCUGUCAUCAAAGAGCUGAGGCAGCUGCGCCAGAACUGCCAGGAAUUAACUCAAGAAUGUGAUGAGAAGAAAAUCCAGUAUGACAGUUGUGCGGCCGGCUUGGAGACCAAUCGCUCAGAGCUGGAGCAGGAAGUGAAAGGGCUUCUUGAGGAGUGUGCCCAGGAAGAGAGCAACUACCGUUACAUUAACUGCAUGAAAAGGAGCCUGGAGAUCCAGCUGCAGCGUGCCAAGGAGGAGAUGAAGGCCUACGUGUCCCCGGACCCGCAGGAGCGGCGCAGGGCAGUUCGAGAACAGUAUACACGAAUAAUUCUUGAACAAGAAAACCUUGGGAAGAAACUACGAGAGAAACAGAAAGUUGUACGGGAAAGUCACGGACUGAAUAUGAAGCAAAUGAAAAUGUGGCAGGACUUCGAGCAAUUAAUGGAAUGUAAGAGAGAUUGUUUUCUGAAACAACAAAAUCAAGCAGCCAUUGGCCAGAUCAUUCAGGAAGGAGGUAAAGAUAGGCUUGUGUUAUGAAUUCUUCCUCCUGAUACCCACAUGAAGUAGGAGGACUCUUGUUAAAUACUGUUGCUUUCAUCAAUUCUGCAAUUUUUAUACAUGGUUUGGUUUUUGGUGCAUAAACAGAGAGAGCAAAGAAUCCCUCUGGAAGCUUUUGCUCCAGUGUUUCAGUGACAAUGUGCCAUGGUUGGAAGCUGUUGGGAGGGCUGCACUGGGAUGAACCUGCUCAUAAAUCCAUGUUUUAUGGGGCCAGGAAUGGCACGCAUCUGUAGGGAGAUCAAAGGGAAACAAAUCCUUCUGCAGGGUCACAGAAAACUCCUGUAAUUGCUCUGCCUCUCAUUCUCUAUCGAUAAGGUUACAUUUUUGCAGGGCCUGUGACUUGAUGUUGUAUAAUUGUGGCCCUCCUGGCUUGGCCCUGUUGUCCCUAUUGUCCUUACCCAGCCAGUGUGGCAGCAGGAGCGGGGCCGCUGUCGGCCUGGCCCCAACGCUCCUGGUCAUUCUUUCCUUGCACAGUCAGGCUCAGCUGAUUGCCUGGAGAACAAUCACUUGGAUUCUGAGCUUUUUCCUUUAUCUUUUGCUGUUGCUGUUUUUUACAGAAGUUUUUUUCUUGCACAUUUACCUCCUUUAUAUUUUCUGAGUUGCCGGUGUGAAAAUGCACAGGGAGCUCAGCUGAAGCUUUCCCCAGGGAGGAGUUUUGAGCUGUUUUGUCUGCACAGUGCAAUUCCAAAGGGAUUACACACCCAAAGAGGGUCAUCCCAGGGCUGGAGGUUAUCCAUGGGUGUAGAUAUGGCCCAGAGGUUCUUGCAUCUGGCCUGGAGUGCAGCUGUCCCUGCCCUCCAAGGUGCCCCAGGGCUGAGCCAGGGGCACAGGGAUGGAGGUGAGGACUGAGUGUCCCUCACAUGUCACCAUUCCUGUUGAGCAGCUCCUGGGCCCUGUCACAGAUCAGCAGCACAGAGAGAAUUCUGUGGGACCAGAACUCCUGCUGUUCUCCUUUGGCUUACUGGAUUCCUAGAUAGGUUGGUGGGGUUUUUUAUAGUUUUUCCUGCCUGAAGUAGAAUGUCUUUUUUCACGAUAUAAAAAAAGUAAUUUUGCUUUCUUUAAUACCUAACCAUGAGAUCUUCUGCUGGUUUCUAUAUCCAGACAGUAUGGUAAUUAUAGAGUUCCUGGUUUGUCUUUGCAUUAAAUAUAUUUGUUAACAGGACUAAAAUAAAAGCUGGCAAAACUACA
Molecule: messenger RNA, 3740 nt
Organism: Parus major (Great Tit)
Lineage: Eukaryota; Metazoa; Chordata; Aves; Passeriformes; Paridae
Gene: IFT81
Product: intraflagellar transport 81
Exons: 12
Coding region: 1287-2531 (414 amino acids)
Biological process (GO): intraciliary transport; cilium assembly
Cellular component (GO): intraciliary transport particle B; cilium; centrosome
Molecular function (GO): tubulin binding
Source: RefSeq, a predicted model, not a curated record